AUGUACGGAGAGUACACAGAGAAUGGGGGAGCAGCCGUGAUCAGCUGGAUAAAGCACCCACUUGGACAGAAGCCUCAGCUUGUCACAAAGAUGGUGAACUAUGAUACAGAUGCUGUGUUUUUCAAUAAGUUUAAAAACAGUACACGUCUCAGUGCUAAGACAGCAAAGGGAAGCUUUAACCUGACUGUCUCAAAUGUAGAGCCAUCAGAUUCAGCAACAUACUACUGCACUUUUAUUCACUUCUUCGGUGAAAUCAGCUUUGGAAAUGGAAGUACAUUAAUAGUUACGGGUAAGUAUGAAUUAUAUUUUUUACGUAACUUAACUUUGCUGCAGCAGCCCGAGUCUGAGUCAGUGCAGCCAGGAGACUCUGUGACUCUGCAGUGUACAGUACACUCUGAGACCUGUGCAGGAGAACACAGUGUGCACUGGUUCAGACCGGGCUCAGGAGAGUCCCAUCCAGGAAUCAUUCACACCCAUGGACACAGUGAUGAGUGCCAGAGGAGCUCUGGGACUGUGUCUCCCACACAGAGCUGUGUCUACAACUUCCCCAAGAGGAUCCUCAGCCUCUCUGAUGCUGGGACUUACUACUGUGCUGUGGCCACUUGUGGGGAGAUCCUGUUUGGGAAUGGGACCAAGCUGGACUUCAAGGCAUCAAGAUGA
This is a messenger RNA of Conger conger (European conger), 660 nucleotides long. Its product is annotated as immunoglobulin lambda-1 light chain-like. Lineage: Eukaryota; Metazoa; Chordata; Actinopteri; Anguilliformes; Congridae. The record is from RefSeq and is a predicted model, not a curated record. Gene Ontology annotation, biological process: response to bacterium. Bases 1 to 660 code for a protein of 219 amino acids. The transcript is spliced from 4 exons.